ACGAUGGAGAUGUUUAUGAAGACUAUUCUGUAUCUGUGCUUUCUAGUACUUUUUCAGAGUACAGCCACAUCGACGACUGCUAAAGGAACACAUGAACUACAGCGUUUAGGAGAGAAUGUUACAGUAAAUGCCUUUGUGUUGUACGACAAAUCCAUUCUCAAUGAAACACAGGCUGCGAUGAACGAUACUAGACCUGUGUGGGACCAUUUCAAAAAAAUAUUUGAACAGAUUCAACAAGCCAUCAACAAAAAGGGAGUAAAUAUAACUAUGAAUGUUACAAACGUUACUGAAGGACAGAAUAUAUGCGUAAAUAGUACUAGUGCUACCUUUGGACUUCAACUAAAUGGGACAGCCACACUUGAGAACCUUUUAAAAUAUGCAAAUUCCACAGGAAUUAAUGAAACUAACUAUAUAUUUUAUUUUUUUGUAGGGACCUCCUUUGAUGUGAACAUCACACAGACUGAUGAACUUUUCACUAGAGACACAUUCUGCACAGAAAACAAAACAGCCGCAGUCGUGAAAACUAUUGCUCUGCCGCAGUUCUACUUGACUGCUCUGAAAAUGACCUUAUUUGCGCUUGGCUCCAACCACACCCAAGUGCUCUAUCGUGAAGAUAAGGAAAAGCUGCAAGAAGUUUUUCAUGAAACUAGUAUCGCUCGAGGUGAUGAGGUGACUGCUUCGGACGCCACACCGUUUUAG
Messenger RNA from Dermacentor albipictus, 699 nucleotides. NCBI's taxonomy places the organism in Eukaryota, Metazoa, Arthropoda, Arachnida, Ixodida, Ixodidae. The record is from RefSeq and is a predicted model, not a curated record.